GCUCGAGAAAUGGCAAUGGAUACAUCAGUCAUAGCAAGGACUUCCUACGCUCAGCUCAACCUUUCCUCUAAUUCUAACGAACCCAUAAUGAAUAUCAUCAGUGGAUUAGUGGCCCUUAUUUAUUUGUUAUCGUGCACCGAAGCAACACCGGUAACAAUGUUUCUUACUGGUAACUCGGAUGCUCAAGAUGGAUCAUCCUUGUACUCCGGACAGUGGAAUAGAAUCGCUCGUAGCUCCCUAGGCGGAGACUACGGUGGCAGUGAUUAUGGUACAUCAGCCCAAGGUGGAUUUGAACCGUCAACCGGGCACUUGGGAGACAGUCAGCACGAUUAUUCCCAGUACGGACAGUUUACCCACGAUACGCAGGAUUCUAAUCACUUUUCAUCGGGUGGUCACGAGGAUAUCGGUGGUCAUGAUUUUCACGUUGAUAAUCACAUACAUUCUGUACCGAUAUCUGAGCAUGUUGAAGUUACAAAACCAAUUACGGUACCUGUCUAUAAAGAAAUAGGUGUUCCAGUGCCUCACCCAGUGAAAAUUCACAUACCUCAUCCGGUGGCUGUGGAGGUACCUCAACCUUAUCCAGUGAUCAUGCCAGUAUCGCAGCCCGUGCCGAUCGAGAUAAUCAAGACUGUAGCUGUUCCGGUGGAGAAGAAGGUGCCCUAUCCUGUGGAGAAACACAUUCCCUUUCCCAUUGAAAAACCAGUGCCAAUAACAAUUGAACGACACAUUCCGGUUCCGGUUGAAAAACCAUAUCCCAUUAGAAUUCCAGUUUACAAAACAAUCCAUCAUCACUCCAAAUCCCACGGCCAUUAGGAGCAAUAGAUUGUAACAUUUGAUUCGAAUUCCCUAGUACAAUGGAAUGUACGAAAACGAUGAUGACUUGUUACAAACGUAGUCUGAUUACAUCGAAUGAGUGAUAUUAAAGUUUUUAUUAUUUGUUACUAAAGUUUUUAUUAUUUGUUGGAGUAUUAUUUUUGUUGAUUACUUUGUAUACUCGACUUUUUGAAAUAAACAUGUGAAUUUAGAUAUGAA
Messenger RNA from Diachasmimorpha longicaudata, 1032 nucleotides. Its product is annotated as E3 ubiquitin-protein ligase RNF12-B-like. The coding region runs from base 10 to 813 and encodes 267 amino acids. NCBI's taxonomy places the organism in Eukaryota, Metazoa, Arthropoda, Insecta, Hymenoptera, Braconidae. The record is from RefSeq and is a predicted model, not a curated record. The transcript has 3 exons.